Messenger RNA from Trichobilharzia szidati, 1854 nucleotides. Lineage: Eukaryota; Metazoa; Platyhelminthes; Trematoda; Strigeidida; Schistosomatidae. The record is from the annotation of a GenBank genome assembly.
AUGCAAAUUAUUACUCAUUACUUGUUCAUAUUACUAUGUUGUGUAAUUCAAUCGACAAUCUCUACCAGCCUAAUAUCAAAACACACGAGUAUUAAAUAUGAACCUAAUUGGGAAUCAUUGGAUAAGCGUCCAUUGCCUGCUUGGUAUGACAAAGCGAAAAUUGGAAUAUUCAUUCAUUGGGGAGUAUUUUCUGUUCCCAGUUAUAGGACUGAAUGGUUUUGGUGGUUUUGGAAAGGUGAUUCAAAAUCGAUGCCAGAAAUCUCUGACUACAUGAAAAAAUAUCAUGAUCCAGAUUUUGCGUAUGCUGAUUUCGCCAAACAAUUUCAUGCUGAAUUCUUUCAGCCAAAUGAAUGGGCUGAUUUGUUCAAUAAGUCUGGAGCACGUUAUGUUGUUUUAACAGCUAAACAUCAUGAAGGCUUUUGUAAUUGGCCAUCGAAAAAUUCAUGGCAAUGGAAUUCAAUGGAUGUUGGUCCAAGACGUGAUCUAGUCGGUGAGUUAGCUGAAGCUAUUCGUAAAAGAACAAGUCUACGUUUUGGUGUAUACCAUUCAUUGUUUGAAUGGUUCAAUCCUUUAUAUAUCAGUGAUAGAGAAAGUAAUUUUACAAAACAGACAUUUGUUGAGCAGAAAACGAUGCCUGAAUUAUACGAUUUAGUGCUACGUUAUAAACCGGAUGUAAUUUGGUCGGAUGGUGAUGUCGGUCCAGACACUUACUGGAAUUCAACACACUUUCUUGCUUGGCUUUACAAUGAGUCCCCAGUUAAAGAUACUGUUGUUACUAAUGAUCGUUGGGGUAAUGGAUGCUCGUGUAAACAUGGGGGUUAUUAUUCAUGCGAAGAUCAUUAUCGUCCAGGAAGAUUAGUUAAUCAUAAAUGGGAAAACUGUAUGACACUGGAUUGUUGUUCAUGGGGUUUUAGAAGAGAAAUUACACUGAGCAGUGUAUUAACACCAGAGGUGCUUUUAAACGAAGUUAUCACGACUGUCGCAUAUGGUGGAAAUAUUCUAAUCAAUGUUGGGCCUACAGCUUGGGGCAAAAUUUCACCAAUUUAUGAAGAACGCUUACUUCAGUUAGGCGAAUGGUUGUCUGUUAACGGUGAGGCUAUCUACGAAACUCAACCGUGGAGAAUCCAGAGAGAAACUAAUCCAGAUUUUGUUUGGUACACCUAUAAAGUGAAAGAUACUAUUAAAAGCAUAGAUUUGUCAAGACAGAUGACUAUUUUGGAUUUCAUUAAUAAUUUACAAUAUCUCAAAGAAAAUCCAGCAACAGUCUAUGCUAUUUUAACAAAAUGGCCAGAGAAAAAGUGUACAACAGUCAAGAAUACUGAUGAAUCAGAAUCGAUAAGCAUCCAGUGUAGGCGUGAACUUAUUCUACCAUCAGUAUCUGUAAAACCGAAUCUUUCACAGUUCACUUUACUCGAUGGCAGUGCAACUGGCAUGCCAUUACCAUUCACACCAAUCAAACAGUCGUCUUCAAGUGGUGUCAAGAUUGAUCUGCCUGAUUUAAGUAUUGAGUCUAGUCAAAAACAGUUGAAAUGGGCUUGGUCAAUACGCAUGACCAAUGUAUUUUAGAUGAAAAAGUUGACUAAGAAGGAGAAGAAUAUUAACCAAGUGUUUAUUGUUUAUUUAUACAAUGUGAACAAUGACGGUGAUGAUGACAAUGAUUUUAAAAGAAGUAAUUUUAUGCACACAAAAAUCUGAUAAGUAAUACAGAAACACCCUUUCUAACUAUUGCAUACUCUUUUAUUAUAACUAUUAUUACACACAUGUUCUUGUAUAAUUAUUAUGUACGCCCAUUUUGCUUACUAUUGAUUUUCCUUAAAAUAUAUAUAAAGCGAAAAUAGAGGUUACUUUAUUGGC